Molecule: messenger RNA, 969 nt
Organism: Schistocerca gregaria
Lineage: Eukaryota; Metazoa; Arthropoda; Insecta; Orthoptera; Acrididae
Exons: 3
Coding region: 32-460 (142 amino acids)
Source: RefSeq, a predicted model, not a curated record
AAGAAGUAGUCUUACGCAUUGACAAGCAGUGAUGUCUGAUUGUGGAGUGCAGCUUGUGACGUGCACUGUGAAUGGAAGAGUUUGGGCAAGAACUGCCUUAGGUGUUCCACUUUCCUCUGUGUGUGAAACAUUGCAGGGAAAGUCCGCAGAAAAUAUGUUUCAGCACCUAAGCACAGCUGUUUUGGAUAAUCUCCAGAUGGUUAUCAGAUGUGUGCUUGGAAUUGAAAUACAAAUGCCUGAAAUUCCUGUCCCUCCAGAUUGGCUGAUGUUGCCUUUUCUGUGGAAGGAGGAUGUCAGUGACAGUCAAGGUGACAUCACAGAUAUCUGGAGAGUUAGAGGAUUUUCUGGUAGCUGUCAUUCAAGAGCAAAUGAGAAUCGGUUGCUAUCAAAUGAAGUUGUAUUGAGCACACGCUAUUGUCAUAAAAUAUUGUAUGAGGUAUUCAACUGUGGAACCGAAUAAAUCAAUAUAUUUAUAUUAAUGAAGGCCUCUGCAUCAUUUUUUUGAAAGUUGAGAUUUGUUAGAGACCUUUUCAGCUUCAAGCACAGAAGAAAUCGCAAAAGGAGACAAAAUCUACAUUAACAAAGAAAAAGUGGUUAUUCUGACUUCUCAGUUCUUAACUCGUGCGGAGUCAGACUUACUGGUUCCAACAUGAGGUCAGAAUUAUUCAUUAACGGCAAACACAAGUUUAUCGGCGAAUAUGUCACACCACGUAAUAUAUGGAAUAGCACCUCAUCUUUGCGAGAACAUUUCUGUGUGGGAAAGCUGUAAGAAUUCAAUCAGAAGAAGAAAUUAAUAAAUUUCAUCGGGAGGAAUUCUGAGUAAAUCGUACGGUUGUCUGCAGCAACGAAGGAUGACAUCCACUAUCCCGCUUUAGUCUAAAGCAAUUUACAACACUGCAUCUUUAGGAUUGUGAUAAGAUUCGAGUAGUCGAUGAACAAUCGAUAAAUCAGUCGAAAUUAAUGAGUCCA